Chelmon rostratus (copperband butterflyfish) is the source of this 2949-nucleotide messenger RNA. RefSeq names its product mitotic spindle positioning. The record is from RefSeq and is a predicted model, not a curated record. The transcript is spliced from 5 exons. NCBI's taxonomy places the organism in Eukaryota, Metazoa, Chordata, Actinopteri, Chaetodontiformes, Chaetodontidae. The coding region runs from base 262 to 2535 and encodes 757 amino acids.
GUGUGUGUGUGUGUGUGUGUGUCUGUGUGUGUGCAUGUGUGUGUGUGUGGUGGGCGGAGUCUCUGAUUGGACGAUUGAAGCUGAACUUUGUCAUGUCAGUCAGUUAUUGUUCAUUCAGAGUUUCUGCUGCUGCUGACAGGAAGCUGAUCUCAGAGACUCUCAGCAGCAGACUGUCAGGAUGUUCUAACUCCUCAGAGUUUCCAAACAUCAAGCUCUGUUCAGCGUCUUCCUCCAUCAGAACCUACAUCACCCCCUGCAGCCAUGGACAGCACCCCGAGGAGGUGGGUGCUGAAGCCUCUGUCCCCCCUGCUGCAACCCUCAGACUUGCGCACUAUCGCCGGCCCCACCCAGAGUGACGCCCCCCACCUGGACGAUACAGUCUUCACCUCCGACAGCAUCUCUGUCGCUCGUAAUCAUUCCUCAGUGGUCGUCUCCUCACAGCAGGGUGACAGGUCCGGGGAUGUGGUCGUUCAGGCCCGGCAGAUCCCAGUGUCACAGGAUGAUGAGUGGCUUCCCAGCAGCCCCAGCGACCCUAGCAGUCCCAGCAGCAGCUUGGGCUGUCACAGUGGUUUCUACUCCUUUGUGGAUGAUCCGACGAGUCCCGAGGCCGAGUUGAACGAAACAUGGAUGAUUUCACCGCAGCGUCAGACUCAGCUGGCGACCCUGAAGGAGGAGAAAGGAUUUAAGCUACAAACUUACACCGGCAGAAGGAAGCCAGAGAGUCUGUUCUCAGAGAGCAAUGGAGACUUGCAGUAUGAGGUGGAUCUGAACAACGGCAUCGAAGUGGUCCAGGAGGAAGAGGAGAAGAAACUUCGCAAGGAGAUCAUUCGCAGCCAAGCACCAAAAAAGAACCCAACAUUCAAAGAUCAGCUGAGUGCACUAGAGAAUCUGGAUCUGAGCCAAUCUACAAACAGACUGAUAGAAGGCUUCAGUGUGAGCUACAGUCCUGUCAGCUCCAGAGCAGAACUUCUUAACCCCGUUGAGCCCGGGACCAUUGACAAUGAGCAGAUCAACUUCAAUGCUGCCCGACAACAGUUCUUGAAGAUGGAGCAGGACCGGCUGACUGCACUCCUCAACCCGCUGAGGUCCUCAAAAGGACAUUUGAACAGAUCUCUGCAGUCUGAUCCUUGUGUGUCUUUAUUAAAGCAGGUGGAGACCUACCACAGCGUAGAGGUGAGUGAAAAUACAACACUGUUUAAUCUAUCAGAAGAAGAUAGGACCUACCCAGAGAGGAAGGUGACGGUGUGCCAGACCGAGGAAAGCCUCAGCCGGCAGAGCAGUGUGUUUGACGACCUGGACUCCGGCCUGGAGGAGCUGUCAGCGGAGGUAGGAGGUGGCUACACCUCCGAUGACACACAAGAGAACAAGAGCAGCAAGUCCACAAGAAACCACGAGACACCGAUUGAAAGGGAGAUCCGGUUAGUUCAGGAACGCGAGGAGAACCUACGACGCUCUCGUGGGCUAAAGCACAGCGACAGCAGAGCAGAGAUGGUCGAGAUCAAAACUAAACGUUUACAGUCACCGCUAACGCCUGUCAAAGCCAAAGAGAAGAACCGAGUGAGCUUCAUCAUCCAUCGAGAGAUUAGAAAGGAGAACCUAAGGAAGGAGGAGCCUCAACAACAGGGAGGGAUCCUGGGACUAUACAGUCUAGAUCCCCAACAGGAGCUGGAGGACAUAAAGAGGGAGUUUGACCAACAAGACGAAGACAAGGGGACAAAAGAAAGACCUCUGACUGAGUCUGGAGAUGCUGAAGUCUUCCCUUCACCUUGCUGUCCUCAUCGACACCCUAAAGAAACCGAGUUAUACAUCAGCCAGAUGAGUUCAGGUCCAUCUUCCUAUUCUGGGGGGGACUCAGAGAUCCAGGACAUAAGACGCUUCCAACAAAAUAUAAUGAAUUCUUCAUCUUCCUCCCCUCCCUCCUCACCAACACUGACACCUCUGUGUGACAUGAGCUCAACCAUGCCUUGGUCCUGGAGGGAGAAUUUGGAGUCCACCGGCCUGCAGUCCAGAGGGCAAGGAGCUCCGGAUUUCAUUGAGAAGGAGAUCGAGGAUGCCCUGAGACGGGAGCAGGAGCUGCGGGAGCUGAGGGCGUCCAGGGAGGAAACUGAUGGACAGCUUUCCUCUCCAGCUCCUUUGGUGGAACAGGCAACGAAGAUGGCCAUCAGUCAGUUCUACCCACCUGUAAACAAAGAGAAGAUCAGCGUUUCCUCUCCAGCUCCUCGUCCCUUUGUCCGCCUGCCCUCCAUUUCCUUCGUCACCGCUCAGCCCUGGAUCUCCUCACCUCCUCCCCAGUCCUCGUCUCCUGCAGCGGUCCAGCCAGCCCCCCCUCCUGUCAGAGGUCUGACAGAGACUCUGCUUCAGGACUUUGAGGAGAGACGAGUCCAGCUGAAGCUGGAGGAGAGCUCGUAUGCAGGCAUCCAGCUGGUCGAUGAUGUGAAUAACGAGGUUGUUGAAUCAACUCGUGUAAUUCGACAUAAAAACCAGCGUGCUCUGCGCUGGGAGGCCGGAGUGUUCGCCAACCAAGAGGAGCAGUGAGCGCCCGAUCCAGAUUCAGGACCUGCAGGUGACGAGGGGGGGACCACGGCGUCUCCUCUGGUUCCUGUUUGUUCAGCUGCAGCAGGACUUUUAACAGGACUAACACGACUUUUCUCAGAUUUUCAAAUGGUUUUAAACUGGAACGCUCCAAAGAACGGGCUACUUCCGAUUGGUCGUUUAAGGUGACAGGCUAUCCUCGUCCAAUCAGCUGCCAGCUGCUGAGCAGAGCUUCAGACAGAGACAAUGUGUCUGACUCAAACAGAGAAGAAAUGCAGACCUAACUGAAGUGAGUGUAGAAGCAGCAGCUUGUUUGAUCUGCAGACUGAUGGAGGUUUCUCUUCUCAUUUAAUCACCUGAUGCAGCAGAACAGGAGGUUUCUGAUUGGUUUUCAUGAUUUUCAACUGAUGUGUCUAA